GAGAGGCAGCUGUAGCCUGAGAGGCCGUUCACACUGCUUGUCUGUGGCCAGUGCAUGAAGCAGGGAGCUUGGACUAAGCUCUGGCCAUGAAGCAGAAGUGACACAUUACCUAGGAAUACAUCUCUCUCUCUCCUGUGGAUCUGCGCUGCACUCUUAACGUUCCCUUCUUGCAAUACCUUACAAAGAAAAAGCCAGGGAGAUGUUAAAUCCACGCUGCUGUCUGGUUUGCCUUCAGCUCCUCUUUAUCUGUCAAGUGGGUUUGGUUUUUGGAUACUAUAGACAGCAGCGAAAAAUUACUGAAGAUAUUGAUUGGUCCUACACAGAAACUUUAAGCCAAACACAUUGGGUGAACAAAUAUCCAGCAUGCAAUGGUGCCAAACAAUCUCCUAUCAACAUUGAUGAAGACCUCACUCAAGUUAACAUGAACCUAAAAAAAUUAACAUUUCAGGGAUGGGAGAAAGAAUCUUCUGACAGUACCUUAAUACGUAACACUGGAAAAACAGUGGAAAUUAAUUUGACAGGCGAUUACUAUCUCAGUGGCGGUGCCUUAGAUUCAACGUACAAAGCAGGCAGAAUAACUUUUCACUGGGGAAAAUGCAAUGCCUCGUCUGAUGGAUCAGAACAUAGUUUGGAAGGCCAGAAAUUCCCUUUGGAGAUGCAAAUCUUCUGCUUUAAUCAUAACCAGUUUGAAAGUCUGGACGAGGCAAUAAAUGGAAAAGGAAAAUUAAAAGCUUUAUCCAUUUUAUUUAAGAUUGGGCAAGAAGAUAAUGCAAAUUAUGAAUCAAUUAUUGAUGGAGUAAAUAGUGUUCAUCGUUUUGGUAAAAAAGCUGCCAUGGAACCUUUUGUGUUAUUGAACCUGCUGCCAAGUUACACAGAUAAAUAUUACACGUAUAAUGGGUCAUUAACUAUUCCUCCUUGCUCAGAAACAGUGGAAUGGAUUGUUUUCAAAGACACUGUCACCAUUUCUGAAAGCCAGCUGGAAUAUUUUUGUGAAGUACUCACAAUGCAGCAGUCUGGAUAUGUUAUGGUGAUGGAUUAUUUGCAAAACAACUUCAGACAACAGCAAUACCAGUUUUCCGGACAAGUGUUUUCAUCUUAUACAGGGACAGAAGAAAUUCAUGAAGCUGUUUGCAGUUCAGAACCAGAAGAUGUUCAGGCUGAUUCUAAGAAUAUCACAAGUCUUCUAAUAAUGUGGAAGAGACCUCGGGUUGUUUAUGAUGCAAUGAUCGAGAGAUACAUGGUCUACUAUCAAAGACUGGAAGGAGAGGACCAAUCAAAACAUCAAUUUCUGACAGAUGGGUAUCAGGACUUGGGUGCUAUUUUACAUCAUUUGGUGCCUAAUGCAAGUUAUGUUGUACAAGUAGUGGCUAUGUGCACAAAUGGCCUUUAUGGAAAACGAAGUGACCAAGUGAUUGUUGAAAUGACAAUGGAUGGCACAGGGUUUGAUGUUUUUACUGAUUUUACAGAAACUGAAGAGGAUGACGAGGAUAGUGAAGAAAUAACAGAAGUGAAAGAAAACAAUAACCCUAGGAUACCUUUGAGUACUAUUAGUACUAUAAACCAAAUACAGGGACAGGGAGCCAAAGCAACAUCUUCUAGCUAUAUCAAAGAAGAGCAGGGUUCACCACCACAAGAAGCUGUAACUGUAAAUUCAGAGAAUGCCUUUUUGCACCCUUUUGUACAGUCUACAACCAAAACACCAGUUGAUGCAACUACCCCUUCAUAUGCAGACUCUUUUAAAGAUAAGUUAUCAUCCCAAAAUCAAGCACAGGAAGACACAACUGGUAAAAGUAUAGAAUUAAAAAGUAGUGUUGAUUUAUGGAGUCUCAAUAACUCAGAUACUACCAAAGGUAUUGAUAAAAUUGAUACACAGACUGACACAAUAAGGGAAGAACAGAGGACAACUACUAACUGGAAAAAAAGAAUUUUCAUGCCCACUAAGAAACCUGGUCUGAUAUUAAAUUAUACUUUGCAUUCUAGUCCAGCAAGCUCUUCAUAUACAAUUACUACAGAGAAGAUGUCUCAGGGAAGUACAGUUUCUUCAAACUCUCCACCACCAUACAGAGAUAAUGAAGACAUACUAUUAAAAGGCAAAGAAGUAGCUGAGAGCAUGAUCCCUACCAAUAACAUUACUGCUUCUUAUCCAUCCUAUUCUACAUCCCUUCCUCCUCAUAGUGAGAAAAAAGAUGUGUCUGGUUCAACCAAAGGCAACACUGAUGAAUUAUUGUCCACAGCAUCUUCCAGUGAAGCAAAGCUAUUGGCCGCUACUUUGCUUCCAGUAGUAGAGAUGCCGCAUGUUUCAGCUUCUACUUUUCCCCCUGCUGAAGAUCUAAUUCAUUCAGUUUCUCCAAGCUUUGGACUACAUGGUUCUGCUUCUUCUGCAAGUGAGGUACUCUCUCAGACAACUCAAGCAAUACCUAAUGCUGAUUCUCCAAACAGUGAGAGUCCUAGCACGUUAUCAAUGAUAACAGCUACAUCUAAAACACCAUUUCCUAAGUUGUCUACUGUGAGCUCAGAUACCAAAUCAGGGUAUUCUGUUGUAGAUGAGGGGUUCCUUGUAAUAGCUGGUACAGAUUCCACAUCACAUACAGAAACCCAAGAAAAUGUUGUAGCUGAUGCUAGCAUUUAUGUACCCAGUGUAAUGGAGAAGAGCAAUAGAAAUGUAAGUGACCAAUCAGAACAGCCUGAAGAAGGAAGUGCUCUAUCAACAACUUCAGUGGACAGUCAGAUAAGCUCCGAUUUUGGAGCAAGAAUUCUUUCAACAGUACCACCUUCAGCUUCAACCGCUUCACCUAAGAUGUUCGCCAACACAAAUACACCGGAACCUCAUGUUGAGACUGUAAAUAUCCCUAUGGAAAAUACAUCUGAAUCUAAUGCAUGGGCCUUUCUUACCAGUGAUGAAGAAAGUGGCUCUGGUCAGAGUACAUCAGAUAGUCUUAGUGAUAAUGAGACUUCCACAGAUUUCAAUUUUUCUGAUCUUAAUGACAGAGACAGAGACUUUGAGGUUGCAGUUGACCCAGGUAAAGCUGAUUUAACUACUGGAUCUGAAAUGACAUCAGCACCAUCUGUAACUAGUGAUCAUUCAACAGUAGUCAACGUAUCUGAGGCAGAGGCAAGUAAUAGUAGCCAUGAGUCUCGUGUUGGUCUAGCAGAAGGUUUGGAAUCAGAAGAGAAGACCCUUAUACCACUUGUGGUUGUCUCAUCCCUGACUUUCAUCUGCCUUGUGGUUCUUGUGGGUAUUCUGAUCUACUGGAGGAAAUGUUUUCAGACGGCACAUUUUUAUUUAGAAGAUAACACAUCACCAAGGGUAAUUUCCAGCCCCCCUGCUCCAGUAUUCCCAGUUUCAGAUGAUAUUGAAGCAAUUCCUUUAAAGCGAUUUCCAAAACAUGUUGGAGAGCUGCAUGCGAAAAAUGGAUUUACUGAAGAAUUUGAGAAACUGAAAGAGUUUUACCAGGAGAUUCAAACUUGCACUGCAGACUUAGGUAUAACAUCUGAUAGUUCCAAUCAUCCAGAUAACAAGAACAAGAAUCGAUACAUAAAUAUUGUCGCAUAUGAUCACAGCAGAGUAAAACUUUCCCAGAUUUCAGAUAAAGAUGGAAGGGCAACUGAUUACAUUAAUGCAAAUUAUGUUGAUGGAUACAAUAAGCCAAAAGCAUAUAUUGCUGCACAAGGACCCUUAAAAUCAACUGCAGAAGAUUUCUGGAGAAUGGUAUGGGAACAUAAUGUAGAAGUCAUCGUUAUGAUAACCAACCUUGUAGAAAAGGGAAGAAGGAAAUGCGAUCAGUACUGGCCAAGUGAUGGCAGUGAAGAGUUUGGAGCAUUUUUGAUUACUCAUAAGAGUAUUCAUGAACUAGCUUAUUAUACAGUGCGGAUAUUUACAAUUAGAAACACCAAGAUUAAAAAGGGAUCCCAAAAAGGUAGACCUAGUGAACGCACAGUGACCCAGUAUCACUACACUCAGUGGCCAGAUAUGGGUGUUCCAGAAUAUACUCUUCCUGUUCUUACCUUUGUGAGAAAGGCUUCAGCAACAAAACGUAGGUCCAGCGGACCCGUUGUGGUGCAUUGCAGCGCUGGUGUUGGGAGAACUGGAACAUACAUUGUGCUAGACAGCAUGUUAGAGCAGAUUCAUCAAGAAGGAACUGUAAACAUUUUUGGAUUUUUAAAGCACAUUCGUUCUCAAAGAAAUUAUUUGGUUCAAACUGAGGAGCAAUAUAUCUUCAUUCAUGAUGCUUUGGUUGAGGCAAUUCUAAGUCGAGAGACAGAGGUUUCUGAGAACCAUCUUCACGCCUAUGUAAAUGCUCUCCUAACAGCAGGCCCAUCUGGGAAAACAAGACUGGAGACACAGUUCAAGUUAUUAAGUGAACCUAACAUUCUGCAGUGUGACUAUUCAACGGCAUUGAAACAGCAAAAUAGGGAUAAAAACAGGACAUCUUCUGUCAUUCCAGUUGAAAGUGCAAGAGUCGGACUAUCGUCAUUGGCUGGAGAAGGAACAGAUUACAUUAAUGCCUCAUAUAUUAUGGGCUAUCAUGAAAGCAAUGAAUUCAUCAUUACACAACAUCCUUUACUCCACACCAUAAAAGAUUUCUGGAGAAUGAUAUGGGACCACAAUUCACAGCUAAUUGUAAUGCUUCCUGAUAACCAGAAUAUGGCUGAAGAUGAAUUUGUUUACUGGCCAAACAAAGAUGAGCCAAUCAACUGUGAGAAUUUUACAGUUUCUAUGGUUGGGGAAGACCAUGUAUGUCUCUCUAAUGAAGAAAAACUGGUCAUUCAAGACUUUCUAUUAGAAGCUACCCAGGAUGACUAUGUUCUUGAAGUGAAGCAUUUCCAGUGUCCGAAAUGGCCCAACCCAGACAGUCCUAUAAGUAAAACAUUUGAGCUCUUAAAUCUGAUCAGAGAAGAGGCAACUAAUAAAGAUGGACCAAUCAUUGUACAUGAUGAAUAUGGAGGAGUGACUGCAGGGACAUUUUGUGCCUUGUCAACACUUAUGCACCAGCUAGAGAAUGAAAACUCUGUAGACUUGUAUCAAGUAACUAAGAUGAUUAACCUCAUGAGACCUGGAGUUUUUACCGAUAUUGAGCAGUAUCAGUUCCUAUAUAAGGCUAUCCUUAGCCUUGUAAGCACGAGACAAGAAAAGAACCCUCUGUCUUGCCCAGAAAGUAACGGAGCAGCUUUACCAGAUGGUAACACAGCGGAAAGUUUGGAGUCUUUAGUAUAAAUAUGAGAAUGCUAAUGAUUGAAUUGAAAAGGUUGCGCAGCUUAGGCAUAGGCCUAUGAUGCCUGUACCUAGAGCAGCACCUUAAGAGGCGGAGCAGACAUUUAAGUUGGACUGGAGACUUGUUACCUUAUGCAUAAAACAUUACCCUUGACUAUGCCAGAAUCAUCUUUUAUGGUGUUUCAAGAGCAAAUAACUAGGGAGCUAUCAAUUAUAAAGAAAAGAGAUGAACAGAAGUUUGUAUAAACUAACUAAAAGAUACAGCAGCACAAUAAGGACAAAAAUAUGCCUCCCAAAUGUUUUGAAAGCGUGGAGAGAUUUAAUCAACCAUUGUAUUAUUUGUUUACAUUCCCUAAGCAACUAUUUUUAUUACCUACAACUUUACUGCCAGAUUUUCAUAAUUAAUAACUUGUGCCUUUUGGAAGACAUCUUGUAAUCCAUCUGUCACUUCAGGCCUAACUCGAUGGAACUUUACAGUGUUUCUAUCAAUUAAAUUGUGGGUAUGUUUCCUCAGUAUUAGUUUCCUAUUGUCAAGAUUUUAACUUAAAAUUAAACAUAUUUAUAGUUGUCAGUGUUUUUAGUUACACAAAAUAUAUAUUUUAGUGUCACAUUAAACUGUGGUAUGGUAGAUAUUUUAUGUUUAUUGGCUUUUUAUUUGCUGUUGUGUUGGAAUGUAAAUAAUUUUCUUCUCUAUAACAUUUAACAUUUCAGUAAACAUCUGUACCGACCAAUGGAAGUAAUGAUCUAACACCAACUGUAUAUAUUGUUAUAGUGAUUUCAUGGACCAAAUUUAUAUUUAUAAUUGUAGAUUUUUUUAUAUUUUACUACAGAGUCAGUUUUCUAGUUACUUGUAACUGCACUGUUAUAAUGAUGUGUAUUUUUUUUGUUGUUGAUACUAUUAUUUUUUUGUCUGUUAAGUUGUGUUUUUAGUCAGAUAUUCUUGAUGUUUUCUCUGCAUGUAAUUUUAACAUACUACAAAAAAUAAACUUUUGUUUUGAACAUU
This is a messenger RNA of Bombina bombina (fire-bellied toad), 6215 nucleotides long. RefSeq names its product protein tyrosine phosphatase receptor type Z1 (gene PTPRZ1). Gene Ontology annotation, biological process: peptidyl-tyrosine dephosphorylation. Gene Ontology annotation, molecular function: protein binding; protein tyrosine phosphatase activity. Bases 200 to 5215 code for a protein of 1671 amino acids. The transcript is spliced from 31 exons. The record is from RefSeq and is a predicted model, not a curated record. Lineage: Eukaryota; Metazoa; Chordata; Amphibia; Anura; Bombinatoridae.